CCCAUGAUGUAUUUAUCUAUUUGCAAUAUCAAAUACACAGCAGCACAAAAUUAAAUUAACAUAUCUAGUUGCAUAUAUUACAAGAUAUAUGUUAUAUUUCAUUACAUCAAAACCUUAUAUUAGCAAAACAACACUUGUGCAUUGUGUUGAGGUUAAAGCGAUGGCAAACGACACUGGAAGUAGAAAACGGAUUUUCGUUACACUUGUAUGUUUAAUACAAUGUUGUGUCAGUGUUGGACUAAUAUAUGGAUUUAGCGUUAUGUAUGCUGAACUAAUAGACGUGUUCAGUACAUCGAGACUUUCCAGUGCUUUGAUCCAAGGAAUUUUUAAUUUCAUUGCAUUAGGAGGAGGUGUAUUAUGGACAUGGCCAAUACAUUAUCUAGGCAUUGGAUCAUCAAUGGCUUUUGGUGCAUUAUUGGCCUUUGUUGGAUUCGGCACAAGUGCAUUUGCAUCGGAUUCGAAAACUAUUGUUGCUUGCACAGGAGUUAUAUGUGGUGCUGGAUUAUCGAUCGGGUUUAUGGCUCCUUUUGCAGUGGUAGGUUUGUUGUACAAAACAGAUGCAAGCUUUCCGAUAGCGUUGCUAACAGUUGCAGGUAGUGUCGGACAGAUGGCCAUGCCACAAAUCUAUCGUGUUCUCCUUGAUCUUUAUCACUGGUCCGGGGCAUUUAUCCUUCUAGCCGGUAUUGCCCUGCAUGGGUUGCCAUGCGGUGUGAUUAUUCAAUAUUCAAAUGAUAUUUUCAUAAAGGAGAAUAACUCCAAUACAAAUUCGGGAACAUGUUGCAAGAAACUGUGUUUUGAUCCUGUGACUUUGCUAUUUCUCGUUAUAGUUCUUCUUAUUUUUGCCUCAAGUACGUUUAAAACAUGUUCCUCUUAA
Messenger RNA from Ruditapes philippinarum (Manila clam), 874 nucleotides. Its product is annotated as monocarboxylate transporter 3-like. Gene Ontology annotation, molecular function: monocarboxylic acid transmembrane transporter activity. The record is from RefSeq and is a predicted model, not a curated record. Lineage: Eukaryota; Metazoa; Mollusca; Bivalvia; Venerida; Veneridae. Bases 89 to 874 code for a protein of 261 amino acids. Gene Ontology annotation, biological process: monocarboxylic acid transport. The transcript is spliced from 3 exons.